This is a messenger RNA of Beta vulgaris subsp. vulgaris (sugar beet), 2629 nucleotides long. RefSeq names its product oligopeptide transporter 7. Gene Ontology annotation, biological process: transmembrane transport. Lineage: Eukaryota; Viridiplantae; Streptophyta; Magnoliopsida; Caryophyllales; Amaranthaceae. Gene Ontology annotation, molecular function: oligopeptide transmembrane transporter activity. The transcript has 7 exons. The record is from RefSeq and is a predicted model, not a curated record. The coding region runs from base 178 to 2469 and encodes 763 amino acids.
CUCACGCAUCUUUUUUCUCAAAUUUUCAAUUCUAUUUGUAAUCAUUAAUAUCAACUUGCACCAAUCAAUAUUCCUACCCUUCCUACUCUUUAAACCAUCCUCUCCACAUAUGUCAUUUCUAGCUCUAUCAACAACAAAGGAAUAAACAAAAACAAAUAAGCUUUACACAGUGCACAAAUGGAAGAUCCAAAUCAACACACCCCCUUAAUAUCAACAGCAACAGAAGAAGAAGAGAAAAUUGAAGAAAAUGAUCAAGAAGAAGAAGAAAGUCAAACACUACUUAAAAAUCCCAAAAAAACAUGGGAUUUAGACAAUAAAGAAAACUCGCCAGUUAAACAAGUGGCGAUGACAGUCCCAACUAUAGACGAUCCAGAACUUCCAGUGUUGACUUUCAGAAUGUGGGCCUUAGGAACAUUAUCUUGUGUAGUAUUAUCAUUUUUAAACCAGUUUUUCUGGUACAGAACUGAGCCACUCAGCAUAACAGCUAUAUCAGCUCAGAUCGCCGUCGUACCACUAGGCCAAUUGAUGGCGGCGAAACUUCCUAGCCGACCAUUUCUACGAGGAACAAGAUGGGAAUUUACGCUAAAUCCAGGACCUUUUAAUAUCAAAGAACAUGUUCUUAUUACUAUCUUUGCUAAUGCUGGUGCUGGAAGUGUUUAUGCUAUUCAUGUUGUUACUGUUGUCAAGAUUUUUUACAAGAAACAGAUUACAUUCUUUGUUUCUUUGAUUGUUGUUCUUACAACUCAGGUGUUGGGGUUUGGAUGGGCUGGAAUUUUCAGGCGUUAUCUGGUUGAGCCGGCUGAAAUGUGGUGGCCUGCCAAUCUUGUUCAAGUUUCUCUUUUCAGGGCUUUACACGAGAAGGAAGAACGUGCAAAAGGCGGUCUUACUCGCACCCAAUUCUUCCUAAUUUCCUUCAUUUGCAGCUUUGCAUAUUAUGUCUUUCCAGGCUACCUCUUCCAAAUGUUAACUUCCCUUUCUUGGAUAUGUUGGCUUUGGCCCAAAUCAAUCCUAGCCCAACAGCUAGGAUCUGGGUUAUAUGGGCUUGGAAUUACAGCAUUUGGGCUAGACUGGUCCACUAUCUCAUCUUACCUUGGUAGCCCACUAGCAAGCCCAUGGUUUGCCACAGCCAAUGUGGCUGCUGGAUUUGUGUUUGUCAUGUAUGUACUUACCCCUAUAAGUUAUUGGCUGAAUGUUUACAAAGCCAAAACUUUCCCUAUAUUUUCAGAUGAUCUCUUUACUUCAAAUGGCUCAAUUUACAAUAUAUCAGCUAUAGUAGACUCUAAUUUCCAUAUAAACCAAGAAGCUUAUGAGAAACAAGGCCCUCUUUAUCUUAGCACCUUCUUCUCUAUGACUUAUGGAGUUGGCUUUGCAGCAUUGAGUGCCACUGUUGUCCAUGUAGCUCUCUUUCAUGGCAGGGAGAUAUGGGAGCAAAGCAAAGCAAGUUUUAAAGAUAAGAAAAUGGACAUUCACACAAAGCUGAUGACAAGAUACAAGGAAGCCCCUGAAUGGUGGUUUUGGGUGAUUUUGGUAAUCAACAUUGCAGCUACCAUCUUCGCCUGCGAGUACUACAAAGAACAGCUUCAGUUACCAUGGUGGGGUGUUUUGCUUGCGUGUGCCAUUGCCUUCAUCUUCACACUUCCUAUUGGAAUCAUAACUGCCAUUACAAAUCAGUCUCCUGGUUUGAACAUCAUUACAGAGUACAUAAUCGGAUACAUCUACCCUGGAUAUCCAGUUGCAAAUAUGUGCUUCAAGGUUUAUGGCUAUAUCAGUAUGACACAAGCUAUUGCUUUCCUGCAAGACUUCAAACUUGGCCAUUAUAUGAAAAUUCCUCCUAGAACAAUGUUCAUGGCACAGGUAGUAGGAACUCUUAUCUCCGCCUUCGUGUACCUUGGCACAGCAUGGUGGUUGAUGGAAAGCAUUCCAGAUAUGUGUGAAAAAACUGCAAGGAAUACAGUGUGGACAUGUCCUAGUGACACUGUAUUCUACGAUGCCUCAGUGAUUUGGGGUUUAAUUGGACCUCGCAGAAUAUUUGGGAAUGAAGGUGUUUAUGAGACCAUCAAUUGGUUUUUCUUAGGAGGAGCAAUCGCUCCAAUCCUCGUUUGGUUGGCUACAAAGACAUUCCCAAACCAAGAAUGGAUUAGGCUUAUCAACAUGCCUGUCUUGAUCGCGGCGACAGGGAUGAUGCCACCAGCAACUGCAGUGAAUUACACUACAUGGAUUCUUGUUGGUUUCCUCUCUGGAUAUGUGGCGUUUAGGUAUGCGCCUGAGUGGUGGGAACGUCAUAACUAUUUACUUUCUGGUGCACUUGAUGCUGGUUUAGCUUUCAUGGGAGUGGCAUUGUAUCUUUGCUUGGGGUUGGAGGAAGUGAGUCUUAGUUGGUGGGGAAAUGAUCUUGAUGGCUGCCCUUAUGCAUCUUGUCCUACUGAGAAAGGUAUUAUGGUUCAAGGUUGUCCAGUUGUAUAUAGCUAGUAACAUACAAAUUGUAUUGUUAUGUAAGCAUUGAUUCUUUACAAUUCUCAAUCAAAAUUGAUGUUGGGCAUUGAUUUUAUUUCUUUCAUAUACCAUCCAAGUAAAUGUGUAUAAUACAAAAGUUUGGGAGUUCGAGCUAAGGGGUGAAUUUAUUUGCAGA